Anguilla rostrata (American eel) is the source of this 1781-nucleotide messenger RNA. It is a transcript of the gene elovl1a, whose product is annotated as ELOVL fatty acid elongase 1a. The transcript has 8 exons. Bases 293 to 1246 code for a protein of 317 amino acids. Gene Ontology annotation, molecular function: fatty acid elongase activity. The record is from RefSeq and is a predicted model, not a curated record. Gene Ontology annotation, biological process: sphingolipid biosynthetic process; fatty acid elongation, saturated fatty acid; fatty acid elongation, monounsaturated fatty acid. Gene Ontology annotation, cellular component: endoplasmic reticulum membrane; endoplasmic reticulum. NCBI's taxonomy places the organism in Eukaryota, Metazoa, Chordata, Actinopteri, Anguilliformes, Anguillidae.
CUGCCUGUAUGUCUGAACCAGUUAUUCAUCCGCUCUGAGGAUCUCUGCUAGGGUGGAGGCUUAGAGGCCAGCAGUGCCAGUCACACUGUCGGUUUGUCUUCUCUCUGUCUCUCUCUCUCUCUCUCUCUCGCUCCCUCUCUCUCGCUCUCUGUCUGUGGGUGUCAGUCCUUUCUGCUGUUCGCUUGGCUCGUCUGUACCAGAAAGGAUCAGGAGUGAGCUCCUGUUGGAGUGCUUGUUUUAUGGUCCCUGUGUAACCGGAGGACUCUAGCAGACGGCAUAAACAGGAGAGGGAAUGGCGAUCAAAAUGCUACAGGAAGCGGUUGCCAACAUCUUGAAUUUCCAUAAUUAUCUCGUGGAGCGGACAGAUGCCAGGGUAAAGGACUACCCGCUGAUGCAGAGCCCGGUACGAAUGACUCUCAUUCUCAUGGGUUACGUCGUGGUAGCGUUGUAUCUGGGGCCGCGCCUCAUGGCUAAACGCAAGCCUUUCCAACUCAAAGAAGCCAUGAUCAUCUAUAACUUUUCGAUGGUGGCCUUCAAUGCCUAUAUUGUCUAUGAGUUCUUGAUGUCAGGAUGGGGUACGACCUACACCUGGCGAUGUGAUCUGUGUGACCCCACAAGCAGCCCUGAAGCACUUAGAAUGAUUCGGGUAGCCUGGUUAUUCUACUUCUCUAAAUAUAUAGAACUUUUGGACACGAUGUUCUUCGUUCUGCGUAAGAAACACAGCCAGAUCACAUUCCUGCACAUUUUUCACCACUCCUUCAUGCCUUGGACUUGGUGGUGGGGAAUCACCUUGACACCUGCAGGGGGAAUGGGCUCCUUCCACGCCAUGGUCAACGCUGUCGUCCAUGUUAUUAUGUACUUCUACUACGGCCUCGCUGCUGCUGGACCCAGAUUCCAGAAAUUUCUCUGGUGGAAAAAGUACAUGACUGCAAUACAGCUGACCCAGUUUGUGCUGGUGUCCGUCCACAUCUCCCAGUACUACUUCAUGGAAAAGUGCGACUACCAGGUCCCCGUAUUCAUCCACCUCAUCUGGAUCUAUGGCACCUUCUUCUUCGUGCUCUUCUCAAACUUCUGGGUACAGGCCUACAUUAAAGGCAAGCGGCUACCCAAGCAGACCGAGGACACGGACGGCGCAAAGCCGAACGGGACUGCCGGCAAGGUCGAGUCGAACGGCGUCCACACGGAGAACGGGUUCGCGCCCCACGCAAACGGCACUGCCGACUACGGGAAAGUGAAGGAAGUCUGAGUUUCAACACGGGACAGCACACUGUAGAACUUUUUUGUUUGUUUUUUUCUUUUUUUUUAAACCCCCCCUCCCAACACCACCACGGAUUGUCCAAGUUUACUUUAAUUUUCUGUUUCCAAAUGUGUUUUGUCGUCUGACGCACGGGAGAUUGAAUGGCAGGUGUUUUUCUGCAGUUGUUCCCCUCGGUUUGCCUUGGUGACGGGGAACCUGUGGAGCACGACGUAUGAAAAGAGGAUCCCCACCGCCCCCCGAAGUCUACUUCACAGAUUCUGCCUGUGAACCCACGGAAAUAAAACCUGCUGGUCUAAGGCCCCCACUGAGACUCUCCUUGCCUGAUCUAUGCCCCUCCCAUUUGGCAGGUAUGACUGGCAGAUCAGAGAGCACGGUUGUACAGUUCCUACUGAUAACUUGAACUCACUUGUAAAUAAUUUCUAAGUCAAAACCAGUAAGGAAUGGUUUGGCUGAGACAUGAUAGAUUUUGCUACUGUAUGUAAAGUUAAAUGCACGAUGCCAAAAAUAAAACUAAUUUUAAAUU